Molecule: messenger RNA, 1862 nt
Organism: Fragaria vesca subsp. vesca
Lineage: Eukaryota; Viridiplantae; Streptophyta; Magnoliopsida; Rosales; Rosaceae
Product: F-box protein SKIP23-like
Exons: 2
Coding region: 21-1187 (388 amino acids)
Source: RefSeq, a predicted model, not a curated record
UUGAUCGGAGAAAAGCUCAAAUGGACAUCACUGUCGACUGGUCCAAUCUUCCCCUCGAACUCUGGCCACUCAUCGGAGAAAAACUCAAACUCCGCAUCGAGUUUCUCCGCUUCCGCAGCGUCUGCAAUCCAUGGCGUUCAUAUUUACCUCCCUUCCACCCUUCAACUCCUCCACCAAAGUUCCCUCUCCCUUCCUCCUCCGAUGGACCCACCUCCUUCCUCUCCCAAAACACCGUCUUCCUCCUCCGACCCCCCGCCACGUCAUCACCGCCUUCCUCCGGUGGUUGGCUGGUCAAGGUCGAAGAGUGCGACAGAAUGCUUCUAAGGAAUCCCAUCACCUCCCGGCGCAUCAGGUCGGAGUGUUUCAAUUUGUUGGAGUUUGAUAUGAUCGAGUUGGGGAAGUCGUACUUUCUUAGGUACAUACAUGGCUCUGGUUCGGCUUGUGGGUUGAAGAAAGUGAUUGUGAUGCCUUCUGAGAUUGGUGAAUGUGCGGUUCUGGUUAUAUCCGACAAAGGAAACUUUGGUUAUGCUAGAAGUGGAGAUCAGAAGCUCAGAUGGUUUGGUCAUGAAGGUUCUGUUAUUGAUGAUGUUGGUUUUUAUAAGGGUCAGUCAUAUGUGGUGGAUAGCUUGGGUUGUGUGUUUAGGAUUACUAUGUCUUCACAUGAGAUGGUGAAGAUUUCGUCCAAGGUGGUUGGAUUAGGUGGGAGGAAGCAUUUGGUGGAGAGUUGUGGAGAGCUUUAUGUGGUGGAUAGAUAUUAUGAUCAAGAACAAAGUAAGCAAGAAGGGAAUGGUGUUGAGUUAGAUUUUAGGAUCUUUGGUCGUCGUCGUGGGAGAUACCGAAGAUUUCGGAGUGGUGAACUCAAGGUAGUUGAUUUUAAGGUUUACAAGCUGGAAUGGGGUGAUGGGGAGUUGAGCAGAUGGGUUGAAGUGAACAGCUUGGAUGAUCAAGUGUUCUUCUUGGCUAAUGACUGCUCUUUCGCUGUUUCGGCGCAAGAGUUAGCUGGGUACAAAGGGAAUUGCAUUUACUUUACUGAUGAAAAUGAUGUUAAUCUUGCUCUUAGAGAAGUAACUAGACCGGAGAGCUUUGUGUUCGACUUGGAGGACCGUAGCAUUCAGAAGCUGGAAUCUUCCCAGAUAUUUUGGCCACCUCCAAUUGAGUUUGGCUGCACAUCGUCUUCUCUGGAUUGAUCCACUCUCUUACAUGAUUUCAUUCAAAUUGCAGAGGCAGCAAAUGCAGUCUUGCUGAUCGAGCAUGCCAUUGGUCAUAUAUAUAGUUGUCGAGGUUAUUCUUCGGGUUCACUUUCAAUUAUGUAUUCACAUACUUCAUAGCAAUUAUUAGCUUGAGCUUUUAAAAGAGGUCUGGUUGAACUGUUGCACUGAGGAACUGAGGAACUGUUUGACUCUUCUAGAUAAUAGUGGAAGACACUCGAUGCGUCAUUUGGGUUCUAUCACCUUGUGACAAUAAAAGGAGCAUAUUCAAAACCUUCAAUCUGCAGUGUGUAGGAGGACAGGAGAUUCAAGCAUCGAAAGUACUGUUCAUACUUAAUUCUCUAGAGAAGAAGGCCAAGAAGCAUCUGCACCAUCUACAAGGUGUUGCUCUAAAUGUUAAGAGAAUCAAGUACUACAAGAGAUUCUAUCUUUCAGUCUCUGUGUUUUCUUCCAUGUGGUGAUAAAACGAAAAUGUUAUCAGAUGGUCACUGACGGUACCCACAGUGAUCGCUUCGAGAUAUGCAGCACCAGAAAAAGACACUCAGAUGCCAAGAACCAUUUUAUACAAAAUGUUAUAUACAGUACUCUCACAUGUUUUACAUAAAUGUAUUCAAAAUUCCACUUUGAAAGAAUAAAAGAGUUUGGUGCAAUAUC